Molecule: messenger RNA, 774 nt
Organism: Penaeus vannamei (Pacific white shrimp)
Lineage: Eukaryota; Metazoa; Arthropoda; Malacostraca; Decapoda; Penaeidae
Source: RefSeq, a predicted model, not a curated record
AUGAUCUUCAACACGAAACUCUACACAGAAGAAACAUUAGAUAAACAAAACGUAAUAUUUCUCUGUGUAGAAAAGGCUUUCAUCGCCAGGCAGGAGGCAGGAUAUACUGUAGCAAGUAGAGAUAGUGAAGAAGAUACAGAAGAUGCUUGCUUGUUGCGGGAAAUAAAAGGGACUUUGCCGCGAAGUCUGGAAGAAAUACGCGUGCUUCGGAAGCUGAAGGGCAUCGGAGGCGCUCCGCGGCUGUUAAGCGUGUGCAAGCGGCCGCCUGCCUUCCUGAUGGAGCACUGCUGUGGAAGGACGCUCGAAGACCUUCGCUGCGACGACACCGUCAGCGGCAAGACUCUAAUGGAGGUGGCGCUUCUAGUCACGCGCCAGGUCGCGAGGCUCCACGCGAGGGGCUUCGCCCACAACGAUGUCAAGACCGACAACUGCGUGGCAGACGUGAGCGCCACGCCCUUCACGGUUCGCCUCAUCGACUUCGGCAACAGCACGCGCCUCGGGGAGAGCCCCUGCUACGACGUUGACCCCGAGGGCAUGCACCUGGCGCCGGAGCUGUGCCGCUCCGGGGUGGCAACUUCUGCCACCGACGUCUUCUCCUUGGGGACACUGCUGAAGGACCUCAUGGAGAUGAGGCCCGACGACGCCUUCCCGAAGAUGCUCCCGCGCCUCGCCAGGAGCGCCUGCAAGGAGGAUCCCAAGCGGCGCCCCUCGAUGGCGCUCUUCACGGAGGCGCUGGAGGCCGUCGUGGCCAAGAUGGGCGGGUCCCUCAGCUAG